Molecule: messenger RNA, 2436 nt
Organism: Trichoderma asperellum CBS 433.97
Lineage: Eukaryota; Fungi; Ascomycota; Sordariomycetes; Hypocreales; Hypocreaceae
Biological process (GO): DNA-templated transcription; positive regulation of transcription by RNA polymerase II
Cellular component (GO): nucleus
Molecular function (GO): zinc ion binding; sequence-specific DNA binding; DNA-binding transcription factor activity, RNA polymerase II-specific
Source: RefSeq, a predicted model, not a curated record
AGCGCUACACAGGUAUGCACUUUGCGUAUUAGGAACGAAAGGCUAUGAAACAUAGCACACCGAAUUUUGUUUCUUCCGAUAUAUCCGACCGGCAAUAGGGAAACUUCUUGAACUUCUAUCCUUCUCAAAGGCACUGUACCGAAAGAUAAACGAGAGAACCCGCAAAUCAUGGAUACCGAAUAUAAGCGUAAGCGGGUUGCCAAAGCCUGUCAGAGAUGCAGGUCCAUGAAGUCAAAGUGCGACGGACAACGACCGGCAUGCAGUAGAUGUCGGGGUUACGGGUACACCUGCGCUUACCGCUUGCAGCGGCCACGACUACGGGCUGGAACAGAUGAUCGCUUCAGUCAUAGCAUUUCCGAGAGAUUACCGGACUUGUGCGAUGCAAUACACCAACAAGAAAGAUUACUGGAUCAUGCCAUUUCUCUCCUUCCGUCUGGUUCGGAACAAGAAGCGGUCCUGCUGAAGAGUUCGAGUGUCAAAUCGCAGCUUGAUAACGCCAUCUGCAGCAUGAAGGUUGAAGUUUUGCCACAUGCAGCGGCCAGCGAAUCUCGUAGCAAAUCAACCCCCUCUAGCUGCGUCGAUCGGCCUCCAGGUUACUUGGGCGAGGUCAGUGAUAUUCGUUUUGUUAACCUUGUGAAAAGGUUUCUGCAAAUCCAAGACGGAACAGCAAUGACGCAAAAAGAUUUCGAAAGCUAUGACCAAGGCGAGAAUCUAGUACCCUCCAACGAGGUCCCUUGUCCGACAAUCCUGCUGCCAGCCUUCGAGGAAGCUAAACAUUAUAUUGAUGCGUAUUUUACAACUAUUCAUAUCGCUUACCCCUUCAUACCUGAAUCGCCUUUCAUAAAAAUAUAUAAAACUAUUAGAGACAAUGACAGUCCCAAGGCCCAGAGCUGUAACAGCAACAUCGAGACAGCGCUAUUAUAUACAAUAUGUGCAAUUGGGGCUUAUUAUAGGACCUUACCUGGCAAAGAAGAAUCUAUAGAUACGCUAUAUGAGAAAUUGUAUUCAUACGCUUUAACGUUAGCGCCAGCUUCCAAUAUGGAACGCUCGCUCGCUCAGGUCUCACUCCUUUUAGCAAGAUGUUUUUACCUUCUGGUUGUGUGCAGGACAGAAAGCUGUUGGACAAUACUUGGCCAAGCAGUUCGUGUCGCUCAAAGCAUUGGACUGCACAUAGAAAGUGAGGAAUCAGACAAUACGAAAACUAUACACUCUCCAGAGAUUGAGAAGCGACGCCGUGUGUGGUAUUCCAUCUAUGUAUUGGAUCGACUUCUCUCCUUACAGCUUGGUCGACCUCCAGCCAUCCAUGAUGAUGAUUUCAAUGUCCCAUUGCCAGCCCGCGCUAGCGAUUCCGAGAUUGAUUGGACUGGCGAAGGUGUCGAAGAGAGAAGUAGUAAUAGUCCAUCAUCAGGAGACUAUUUUCUUGCGGUAAUCGCAUUCUCGGCAAUCGUUGGCCGAGUCCUCCGGAGUCUAUAUUGCCCUAGGCGAAGCCAUUUUGCCUCGGAAGAUCUUCUUAGCACAAAAGAUCUCGAUCGGCAACUCAUAGACUGGAAAAUAUCCCUCCCAAGAGCCCUUCGUUUUGAUUUAGGUCAUACAUUUGAGCAAUCAUAUAUCUUGAAGAGACAGCGAAACAUGCUAGCUAUAAAGUAUCAUCAUCUUAGGGCUCUCAUCUACCGCCCGUAUCUCUGCCAUCCGCUUCUGAUACACCUUGGUGAUCCCAAUGCAACUAUUAGCCAGCUAGAUUGGCCACCAAUACGCGCAUAUGAGAGAACAUGUAUUUCAGAAGCACGAGAGACGGCACGGUUGCUGCAUGGGAUCUCUAGCAAAGAGGAGCUAGUUCAUGGAUUCCCGUGGUGGCAGAUGAUAUCAUGUUUAGUAUGCGCCAGCUCUAUCUUGCUUGUGUCAAGCAUAUUUGCGGAGUCAACGCUUGAAUUAUCAUCUGAAUUUGAUACUGCUGGAUUGUCUGAUGAUGCAGAAACAUGUCUUAAAGUUUUUGAUGCCCUGAGCGUUAACUCACCAGGAGCGAGAAUCGCUAGAGAUAUGAUGAAAACUUUGAAAGAGUGCGGCGUGAGGUGGAAAGACGCCAGUGGUGGCACCCCCAGAGACGUUCAGGAGGGUGCAAAAACAUUUAAUAAUUCCCCAAGCUUUCAGAGCCAACUCCCUCAUCUAAAUACAAUAGCAACUUCACUAUAUACUGGCGAUUACGGGCAACAUAUGCCCAUAUCUGGCAACCUGAUGCCAACAAGCUGCUGGCCCGCGGAAAUUGUUGACUCUAUGGCAUGGUCGGCGCAGUUUUUUGACUUUGGUCACGGAAGGUCGAACCAUACGGAAGGCUUGGGACAAGCGCAGCAUGAAAACAAUAAAGAUCUCUAGGUGUAGUAUCACAGAAAAAUUGAUGGAAAAUACCCAGACUUACAUUACAUACGGGGUAGCUCUUAG